AUGGAAAUCCUACCGGUUACGAGCCAGUUUAACGUCGGAUUCAAUAGUGAAAAAGCAUGGAAUGGGCCGACGUGGCGGGAAGCGCCGGUGCCGGUACCGACGGAGACUGCGUUGGCUCAGAGGCUGGAGCGAGAGCUUAGGGCAGCUAAAGGUGCCAGCGAGCUAGCGACGGCGGAAGUACUAGUGCCAGCUGAAUUGCUCGCUAGAGCAUCUCGGCAGACGCUAGCGCUUGCGGAAGGCGAACCCUGCGGCUCUAGAGGCGCCGCCGUCAUCGUCGACGUGGCGGGGAGGCGGUUAGCGGCUUUCAAGAUAGACCCUAACACGUUAACGACGCACGAAAUCCACUUACACCUAGAACACGACGCGACGAACUGGACGAGCCUGUUGCCGCAAUUCUUAAAAAACUUAACGCGAGGCGGCACCAUCAUCAUCAGUCCCCAGUUCACGAUAGAGAAGAAAAAGCUUUUCCGAAGCCAAGCCGACUAA
This is a messenger RNA of Leptosia nina, 486 nucleotides long. The record is from the annotation of a GenBank genome assembly. NCBI's taxonomy places the organism in Eukaryota, Metazoa, Arthropoda, Insecta, Lepidoptera, Pieridae.